AUGCGAUGGGAUGGAGUCUCGUCCAUCAUUUUGCUUGGGAUUUUGGUGGCAUCAACUUUUGUUCUGGUCAUCCUCAAUAGCACUGGAUUUGACACUGUCUCCAAGACAAUUUUAACCGUUCCUACCGAAAAGUACGACCCGAGUUUAGUAACACGAAGGCCGGGAAUAGCAGGUCGACCAAUUGAAGCCAUUGCGAACCCAAAUUUUAAAAAUGGGCAAGGCAAGGAAGUGCGAUAUAAUGUUGUAAAUAGAAGAGGAAAUCCCGUUGUAAGCAGUGGUAGUGGAGCUAAAAGAGGAAAUGGAACUGCCGUGGCUCAAGGUAUGACCUCAAAUGUCACAAUGGAUGCAACAACUCCAUCAGAUGAUCAGAUCGCGAAACAGAAGGCCGAUGAAGAAAGGAAACAUGAGAAUGAGGAAAAGCUCACAAUCCUGGAUCCGGUAGCCAUGCAACUUCAUAACCUCAGCGAGUCGUAAGUCAUUUUUUGUUUUUGUCAUAUUAUUCUAUUGUACUAGACGAUCCUCCAAAAAAACCCCGUUUCUUUUCAGUUUGACCAAUGAAACGAGCAAGGUCCCGAUCAUAGAAGAAGCCGCGACCCAAUCAGAAGAGAAGAAGGAUGGGCUGGCCAUCUUUUUCAUCCUCUUUGUCAUCGUUUUGGCCACGCUUCUUGUCCAUGUUAUCAUCGUCACUGAAUUCCACUAUAUGCCAGAGAGUUUGGCAAUUGUACUGCUUGGAGCUGCUAUUGGAUUUCUCUUGUCGUAUAGUAAAUGGGAUUGGCGGGAAGUGGAGACUUUCAACCCGAACUUCUUCUUUUUGGUUCUUUUACCUCCAAUCAUCUUUGAAAGUGGUUAUAAUCUAAAUAAGGGCAACUUCUUUGCAAAUAUUGUCCCGAUUUUGUCGUUUGCUAUUAUUGGCACGGCUUUGUCCGCAUUUGUCAUGGGAUUUGGAGUCUGGUUCUUGGGAUAUGUAAGUUUAUUUGCAUUUUUUUUGAUGUUUAGGUACCCAAAAUCAAGCACAGUAUAAAUUGACGGUUUUGACUUCAUUUUCUUUCAGAUGGGAGUGAUCUACAAACUGACCGCAGUUGAAAGCUUUGCUUUUGGAUCAAUGAUAUCCGCAGUGGACCCCGUUAUCACCUUGGCCAUUUUCCAGGCCCUCAAAGUUGAUGCCCAACUAUACAUGCUGGCCUUUGGAGAGUCGAUGUUGAACGAUGCCGUUGCGAUUGUUUUGGCUUCAACUGCUCUAGAAAUGAAUAGCCCUCAUUUGGCUGAACUCUCGUCGAUGGAUAUGGCAAACUAUGCUUUCUUGAGAUUCAUGAGCAUGUUCUUCAUAUCGGCAUUGUUGGGAGCAGCGGUUGGAUUUAUUUCGGCUUUGGUAUGAAGGGGCUGGAAUGGGAUUAGGGAGCUUUAUGAUGGUUAUUUUACCCCCAAUUUUCAGCUCUUCAAACACGUCCAUCUUCGUCGAACUCCCUCCCUCGAAUUGGCCCUCCUCAUCGUCUUUGCCUACCUUCCAUACGGCAUGGCUGAGGCCCUCUCACUUUCUGGUAUAGCAUUUUUUAAUUUUAACGGAUUUGAUUAUUCAAAUUUUAAUUUCAAAAAAUUUUCAAUAUUUUCCAGGAAUUAUGGCAAUUUUAUUCUGCGCAAUCACCAUGUCCCAAUACACACACUUCAACAUCUCGCCGAUCACACAGCUCACCAUGCAACAGACUUUCCGGACCUUAUCCUUUGUCGCCGAAACUUCGACUUUUGCAUAUCUCGGUCUGGCCUUGUUCACAAUCAAAUUAGUAUUCCAACCUAUCUUCAUGGUGUGGAGUGUGGUAUGUCACGCUUUAUUUUGAGUUUUAUUCGAAGUUUAGAUCCUUCUGUUCGUGAGCCGAGCCGCCAGUAUCUUCCCCAUAUCGUAUGUGGUAAACAAAUGUUCGAGUCGACGAAUCUCGAUGAAGAAUCAAAUGAUCAUGUGGUUCAGUGGGAUGCGAGGAGCCGUGGCGUUUGCUCUAGCCCUUCAUAUGCAGUUGGAUGACCCGGAAACGAAGCGAAUGAUCUUAACGUCGACUUUAUUCAUAGUACUUUUUACUGUAGUCUUUAUGGGAGGAAGCGCAUUACCAUUUAUCAAGUUCUUGAACAAAUUCUAUCCUGAAGAACAGGUCUUGAGAGCAAAGAAGAAGUCGAGAAAACAACGGGUGGAAAAGAAAAAGAAGGUGAACAAAGUGGUGUUGUCCAAGACGAAUGAGAUGGCUCUGAUGGAUCAGUCCGAGUUCACAACGGAAUGCGAGGACUCAGAUGGAUAUAAAAGUGACGCGACAGCCGAUAAUUUCUUUACCAGACUGAACGAAAGAAUUGUGAAGCCACUUUUUGUGAGAAGGGUCACUUAUCAGGUAAGAAUAUGUUCAGUAAGGGAAACAGUGGUAUUGUGCGUGUUUUGCAUUAUGUUUUUUGGGUCAUAUUUUACAAUUUCUAGGAACGUCAAGAAAAUCGCGCUCGUUUCCAACACUUGGCCUCCGAACUGAUGAAACGCCCAAAUCGACCAAAUCAAUCGAGCUCAGACGAUGAAGAGUACUAUUUACCCACAAAAUCGUCGAGAAGACCACUAAUUCCAAUGUGA
Molecule: messenger RNA, 2596 nt
Organism: Bursaphelenchus xylophilus (pine wood nematode)
Lineage: Eukaryota; Metazoa; Nematoda; Chromadorea; Rhabditida; Aphelenchoididae
Source: the annotation of a GenBank genome assembly